AUGAACUUCAGUAACCAGAUGUGGACAGGAAACUUCUUAGAGAGAUUGGAUUGGGGUGCUACAUCCAUUGUGUACAGAUGCAAACAGAAGGGGACCCAGAAGCCCUAUGCCCUCAAAGUGUUAAAGAAAACAGUGGACAAAAAGAUUGUAAGAACCGAGAUAGGAGUUCUUCUGCGUCUCUCACACCCGAACAUCAUAAAACUGAAGGAAAUAUUUGAAACCCCCAUAGAGAUCAGUCUGGUCCUGGAGCUUGUCACUGGAGGAGAACUGUUUGACAGAAUUGUGGAGAAGGGAUAUUAUAGUGAGCGUGACGCUGCUGAUGCGGUGAAGCAAAUCCUGGAGGCUGUGGCUUACCUUCAUGAAAAUGGGAUUGUCCAUCGUGACCUCAAACCAGAGAAUCUUCUCUAUGCGACUCCAGCCCCAGAUGCACCUCUCAAAAUUGCUGAUUUUGGACUUUCUAAAAUUGUGGAACACCAAGUGCUUAUGAAGACAGUGUGUGGAACCCCAGGGUACUGCGCCCCCGAGAUUCUCCGAGGCUGUGCCUAUGGUCCUGAGGUGGACAUGUGGUCUGUAGGAAUAAUCACCUAUAUCUUACUUUGUGGAUUUGAACCAUUCUAUGAUGAAAGAGGUGACCAGUUCAUGUUCAGGAGAAUUCUGAAUUGUGAAUAUUACUUCAUUUCCCCCUGGUGGGAUGAAGUAUCUUUAAAUGCCAAGGACUUGGUCAGAAAACUAAUUGUUUUGGAUCCCAAGAAACGGCUGACUACAUUUCAAGCCCUCCAGCACCCGUGGGUGCCAGGCAGAGCAGCCAACUUUGUACACAUGGACACUGCUCAGAAGAAGCUCCAAGAGUUCAACGCUCGGCGCAAGCUUAAGGCAGCUGUAAAGGCUGUGGUGGCCUCUUCUCGGCUGGGGGGGGGCAGCAGCAGCCACACCAACAUCCAGGAGAGUCACAAGGCCAGCCCAGAUCCAUCUUCAACCCAAGAUGUCAAGGACAACACAGCUCUUCUGGGAGAGGAAAUGCAAGAGAACCAAAUGGUAGCUGAGGGUGCAGCAGCUGAGAUAAGGAAUCUGCAAUCCACGGUGAAAGAGAAAGAUGCAGAUAUAAAAGAUGAGGAGGUCUCCAGGAUGGUGCUUCAGGCACUGGAGGAUGGCUUGAAGACCGAUGACCUGGCCAUGAAGAGGAGCUCAGGGGAGAAGCUGAAGUCUUUGGAGGAAGAAAUGGACCCCAAAGCUGAAGAGGGAGCCCCUGCUGUGGGACUUGUGGUUCCACAGCAGGAUGCGAUUCUGCCAGAGGACUAAGAUGGCUUCCCUUAGGUUCAGAAACCAGCCCCAGCAUUUUAUGUACUUUGUCCUUCAGCAAGGAAGGUGGGGGAGCAUGAUAUGCACUAUAUUGAUUCUGUUUUGAGGUGCAAACAAAAAACAAAAAGAAAAAAAACAUAUAUACCAGUUGGUAAUCCUAAUUUCAGUGCAUGUGUUUGCUUUAUGAAAUGUUUUCUACAGCAUGCAAUGGAUCCCUGAUACUGAUGAAUUAAAUUUGAAAUUCCCAGCCAACAAUACAACACUUAAACCCUUUCAGCCUUUGGUGGCACAUAUUUGAGGUGAAAUGAAAAACUAGUUUUUCUUGGAAGGCUUAGGCAUCCUACACCCUUUAGAAGUCUUCAGAGAUGGCAAGUCCUUUGAACUCAACUCAAACAAAGACACAUUCCCAGGACUUUCCAAACCCUUUCAGUGGGUUCAGCUUGGCAGAUGGGAAGGUUAUAAAAGAUACCUGGAGAGUGUCCAAAAACAUCUGCAGUGUUUAGAUGAAGAAGCAUUCUCAAGCCAUGAGUACACAGUCCCCUUAAGUGUGUGUAGAGAAUGUCUUAUUUUAUUCUUAAAUAUGCUAUAUAAGAUUACUCAAAAUAGUCGUCAUAAAAUUCUGCCAGUUUAUAAUUCUUAGGAAAUUAUUAAACUGCUGUUUCUUUCCUUCACCUGCUUUUUCAUUAAAAUGCCCCAUCAGAUGUAUAAAACCUAGGUAAGAAUAAAGAAAUUUAAGUAAAAUUAUAUUUAAUUGGGACUUGGACAUACCAAGAUUAAUUCUUUUUGUAUUUCUGACAUAGAUUUGCAUUUGUAAGCUCAUAUAAUAUUUUGCAUAUAAGCACAUUUUUGUGUAUACACUCUGGAAAUAACAAGUUUCAAGUUCUGGAAAAGUCCAUUGCACAAAUUGGUGCCAAAAUGUAUGAAUGUAAUAAGAACAAUGCAUUCCAUUGUUAGAUAAUUUAUUAUUGAUGUUCUUAGGAUAAGGAAAUGUUUGCAGGAUUCUCCCCUCCAAUUAUGUAGACAUAUUGUUCAUAAGUUUAAAAUUCAUUGUGAAAACUAGUAUCUUUUUCUUACACUUAGAAUGGAAUGGAAGAUGCAUAUUUAUUACGAUGAACUUUCCAUAUUAGGAAUUUAGCACAGUGUCAACUUUUAUUUGUCUUAAAAAUAAGCAAAAACAAAAACAGAAAAGUAAAACAUCUUAAACAAGAUUUCAGGGAGGGUAAAGCAUUAACCUUAACUAGCAUGUUUUUUUUUCCCCCUCAGAAUAAAAAGUUUUCUUUGGUUCAUAGAAAUUAUACUAAAUCCCAUAUCAAGUUUCUUGAGUGAAAAUGAACACUUUAUUAAAACAACUGUUUCACA
This is a messenger RNA of Cricetulus griseus (Chinese hamster), 2658 nucleotides long. NCBI's taxonomy places the organism in Eukaryota, Metazoa, Chordata, Mammalia, Rodentia, Cricetidae. The record is from RefSeq and is a predicted model, not a curated record.